UAAUGACUGAAUCCUACUAGACUAUAUGGAGUCUGAGAAUGAAGUAAUAGCUUUAAACUCUACAUAGAGCACUCUAUCCAACAGGGACCCAUUUCCUAUUACUAAUUGAAAACGCGCUCUCUCGUGGCUCCACCCACCACGCACGCUCGAGCCAAUCAUAUUAUCCUCCUUGGCGUCCGUAGGCGUGGCUAACCGCGUCGGUCUGUGAAAGGUAACAGGUUGUAUCUGGCGAGCGGUUUACUCACUCAGGGCUGGAUUUGUGUUAUGGAAGCCGUCCUUGAAUCGCAUUUAAUGACGGAGAACCCCAGAAGUGGACAGAAAACGCAGCACUGAGCGACUUGUAGACUUCACACCCCGACUGUAAGUGGCAUGUCUGCAUCAGCCUCGGGUAGAAAAACCCCAGUGGAUUACGGGGUUCAGAUCCGCUUCAUAAAUGACCUGCAUGAUACAGGAGGUGGAGGCGGAGGUGGGGGGCGUCGAGACGGCUCGGGGAAAUCCUCGUCCCGCUACGGCGUGGCUGUCAGGGUGCAGGGCAUCGCAGGCCAGCCGUAUGUAGUGCUCAAGGAUGGAAAGAAGGGAGACUCUUAUGGAGUGCAGCUCCGAACCCCAAGUUACAACAGCUUACCCAGGAGGCGGGAGGAUGGCACAGAGGAUGGUCAGUAUCUUUCUACCCCAGACGGCAGCGUGUUGCGGCGCGCUCAGUCUCACGGCUCUCUGCUGGACCGAGAGAGCGACUACGACAACCCCGUAAACGAGUUUAGGCGCCCUAACGGAGACGGACGCUCUGGCAGCUACGGCAACUUGGACAGCGGGAUCGGCGUCGGGACGGAAAGGAACCGGUGGGGUGGCUCCCACCAAGCAGGGCUGAACGGCUCUUUAGAGAAUGAAAAUCGGAGGGCAGUAAACAACUACUACGAAUCUUCUUCCGACGCUGUUAAGCCUCCGCCUGACCGACGCGCCAGACCUGGAGGAAGCAAUUCCGCUGGGCAAGCCGGCGUUGUCGGAGGCUCCUCCAGGGGGCGCGCUCCUGGUGUCAAGGCAGGAAACGGGCCUAAUGCUUCAACUGCCGUCCUUUCCUCUGCUCAGUUGGUGCCUUCAGAUGAAUACGCUCCUCCACCAACGUCCUCACCUGCUUCAGGUUACAACAGACCGAGCCGAACCUCCGGCUCUAUGGCCAAGGUUGCAGUCGCGCCUUCCUCAGGUUUAAGUAACGAGUGGUCAGCAGUAGAUGCACAUGUGACUCCUGAUCUUUUGAUGGAUCAAAGUCAGAGCUCGGGGUCAGAGUUCAGCAGCGAGGAGGAUCAGAUCCAGCAGAUAGUCUAUGGUGUUUUGAGACAGGGGAGCAGCGAUAGCGAAGCUGCAAUUAAACGCAGAGUCCGAGUCAUCUGCGAUAAGAUCCAGGGGCUCAAGGUGAACAAAUCCGACCUCGUACUUAAGGCAGAGCUGGAACAAAGUCUGGAUGAAAACAUCAAUCUGCAGGAGCAGCUGAGCAGGAAGAAGAUCGAGUUAGAUCAGACACAUUCUGAGAUGAUUCAGUUACGUAUGGACCGGGAGAAUGCAGAGUCUCGUGUCCGACACCUUGAGGACCAACUGACAGGGCUGCAAGAGGAGCUGAGGAGAGAGACGGGCAGCAGAGCGGAGAUCGACGCGAUGCAGGCGGAGUUGCUGGCCCUGCGCAACGAACUGGCUGAAAUGGCAGCUCGGCAUCAGAGACAGGAGGACACGCUGAGACAGAGAGAGCGGGAGCUGACCGCACUGAAGGGCGCCCUGAAGGAGGAGGUGUCCACCCAUGACCGAGAGAUGGAAACUCUUCGACAGCAAUACAGCCAAGACAUGGAGAAACUAAGAACCAGCAUGGCACAGGUUUCACAGUCUCAGGUAAACAUAGAAGCAGAACGGCAGCGUGUGAACUCUACAGUGCGCUCCUUACAGCAACAGCUGGAGGAGAACAAAGAGGAAUGCGUCCACUGGAAAGAGCAGUUCCAGAGCACCAGAGAUGAGCUCCGCAACACCAAACAAGAGCUUCUGCAGGCUCGUUUAGAUAAAGAAGAGUUUGAAGAGGAGCUAAAGGAGCUGCAGGAGAUUCUGAACACGAUGAAACAUCAGAUCCCCGAUAGCAAGCAAAGUGAAACUCUCAACCAGGACCUGGAGCGUAGCCGUGUAUCCCUGAAGCAAGCAGAAGCCGAGAUAGAGAAACUAAAGCGGGACCUUGACAAGAAGACUAUGGAGAUUAUCUCAUUGAAGAGGACGAUUCAGGAGCUGGAUGCCGAGCAAAAAUAUGAAAUCGACAGGCUAAAGGACCAGUCACGGAAAGAUAAGGACGAGCUGGCUAAAGUUCAUGAGAAAACCAAGCAGCUCGCCGAUCCUGCGUUGGUGGAAUCUCUGCGUGGGGAAAUGCGUGCGGUGAGCGGAGAGGCGGAGCGGCUGCGCAGUCAGCUGCUUUUGGCUGAGGAGGAGCUGCAGAAAGAAAGGGAGAGAAUCGCUUCAUCCAAAACAGAAAUGAACACUGUCUCAAAUGAACGAGAGGCACUGGAGGAGGCUAACUCGCGCCUCAAAGACAAGCUUGCACGUCUGGAGUCCACGCUGCAGGAGCAAGUUUCGCAGAACCUGGAGGCAGAGCAAGAGCUGCAGUUGGAGAACAGGAAGUUGAGGCAGCAGUUGGAAGAGACCAAACGCAGCAGCAGCAAAGUGAGCCAGGAAAGAGACGAACUGUCCCGAGCGUUAGAGGAGCGAGACAGGGAGAGGGAUGCUCUCCGCAAGGACAACACACAGCUGGACGAGCAAAAGAAGCAGCAUGAGAAGAUUGUGGACAAACUCAACAAAGAGAUCGAGCGGUUGACUGCUGAUUCGAGUGCGUCUGUGCGGCUGGUACAGUCUCAGUUCGACGAGCAGAAAGAAAAAUGGAAGAAGGAGCAGCAGGACCUGCAGAAGAUCAACAAGGAGAAAAUCACUGAGCUGGAAAAAAACCAGAUCACUCUGCGUUCUCUCCAGGAGGAGUUGUCCCGUGUGAAGAAAGAGCUGCAGUCGUACUGUGAGGAAAAGGAUGAUGCUGUUCUAGACAGAGAGAUGUUAAUCAACCGCAUCAAACACCUAGAGGGAGAACUGGAGAGUCAGCGCAGCACAUUCAACGAUCGCACCCGUGACAUCCGCAGCAUGGAGGAUAAAGUGAAGCGCUUGGAACUGGAGCUGGAUGAGGAAAAGAACAGUGUGGAGCUUCUGACGGACAGAGUCUCCAGGAGCCGAGACCAGAUUGAGCAGCUGCGUUCCGAGCUAAUGCAGGAAAGAUCAUCCAAACAAGACCUAGAGCUGGACAAAAAUUCCCUGGAGAGACAGCUAAAGGACUAUAAAUCCCGUAUAAAAGAGAUGGAGGGCCAGUCCCGUAGUUCCACUAAUGUUUCUCAGCUCGAGAGCAAACUACAGGAUUUGGAGGAGCGACUGCGUAAUGAGGAAAGAGAUAAAAAUGCAGCACUGUCCUCACAACGCCGCCUGGAGAGGAAGCUGAAAGAGAUGUCCAUGACUCUGGACGAGGAUAGACAGCAGAUAACUGAGCAGAGAGAUCAGCUGACACUGCGUGUGAAGGCAUUGAAGAGGCAGGUGGAUGAGGGAGAGGAAGAGGUGGAGAGGUUGGACGGACUGCGGAGGAAAGCAGUGAGAGAAAUGGAGGAGCAAAUGGAACAAAAAGAGGCGCUACAGACUCGAGUCACAGCACUGGAAAAUGAACUCAAGAGGAAGAUCCAGCAAGCCCGACAGUUAUCCGUGGCUUCUCCAGGUCUCAGCUCGGAUGAUGACGACGAAGGCCUGUUUGACUCGUCCACCAUCGCCUCCAUCCUCACAGAGAGCAAUCUGCAGACCAGCUCCUGCUAGUAGAGGGUGAUCUGAGGUGAAGUGCACUCUGAGAUGAUGUGGGUGAAAUGAGCGUUUGAGUGACAGCAGUAAAAUGAGCGACUCUUUACACAGGCGGGAUUAGGGCAAGAUUGAUUUGAUUUUGCGGCAUGUCUUUGGGUAUGUAGUGGCUCCGUUGUAGAUACUGGAUGUCAUAGUACAAUUUAUACGAAUUAAACGAGCCUCAUGAAGACUCGGGCAUGCGCUGUACAAACAUACAUACGUACAUACUGUACAAAGACUAAGAGCUGAAUAUCAAUUUUACUUAGCUCGAAGUGUUGUGUAGUUUGCACUUACCGGUAUUCCCAUAUACUAUAGUACUAGCGAUGAGAUGUGACUAGCUGUGUUGCGCAUAAUUGUAAUUUAGCUGCGACUCUGAAAAUCAUCAAGUUAAAUGUUAAGGAAAAUGCAUCUAUCUUUAGAGAUGCCUCCUUUAACUUUAAUAUCAGUGCUUGGGCGUACUCAUGUUUGAUGCAAAUUUGCAUGAAUCCUCAAAUAUUCUUUGACUCUUAAAUUAAUUUCUGGGAUUUCAAAAUAUAUGUAUAUAUUUUAAUCGUAUAACAAUUUUAAACUCACUUGGGAACUUUAGCAAUUCCGGAUUCAUUACGAUCGAUUAGUUUGUUGGUUAAAAUCGAUAUCGGACUGUCGUACGCACAUGAUUUUCUACCAAGACGUCAAUUUUCAGCACAUUAUUUACAGAUUCAUUUUUAAAAAAAUAAAUAAACCAACUGAUUUAUCGUGUAACGAUAUUCAGUGACGCCCGCAGCUGAUAAGUGUAAUUUUGGUAACAGCCGAUUCUGUACGCCAGUCUUGUGAGUUAUUAGAAUGCAGUCAUCUCUACACCGGCUGAAUAUCAUAGCAGUGUAAAAUCAUGUAGGGAUGAAUAGAUUGUUACGAUCACCCAAGCCUAGUUGUAGCUCUACUUUACAAAUCUGCAGAGCCAUUCUGUGCCUUUAUCAACUACAGCUGAGGCAAAAUAUCUGCUUGCGUCUUGGUUCAGCGUAUAUGAGGGGAAAACUCUCGCAAAGAGCGAGAACCUAAUAAAUUGUUUGUGUUUAUAGAUCGCACAAAGACUAUAUACGUCAUUCGAGUAGAGCAGAGUGAGAAAACGCAAAGCUGAAGGCUAUAGAUAAUCCCACCGUACCAAAUUACAGAUAUAAGCUAUCGGUUGCCGUGAGAGCUUCUGAGCUCUGUAAGACUUAACAGAUCUCACGAAACCUGAAUGUAAGAAUAAUACACACUGGGCCUGAGCGUGUUGCACUUUUUACAAUAGCUAAUACACUGAUUAUUUUUUAGACGAAGGGUAUAUUUUUAAACGGCACCACAGUCAAUCCAGGGCACGAUGGAUUGAUAUACUUUUAUAUUGAUGAGCUUGAAUAGUAAAAAAAAUAAAUACAUCAAUCAAAAUGUGAUCCUGUUUAAUAUAUUAAUGCUCCGUUCACUCACAUUUACUAAAAGAGAAGAAUAGCAUGUAUAUAUCAAGGGUAUUAAAGUACACAGUACUGGAAUAAUAAUGUCUAAACGGAGAAAAAGAGCACCAUACACAUACAGUCGCAUCUUAUCUGACUUGCUCAUGAAACUAAGCACGUGCAGCAAAGCUAUUUUUAAUGCAUGCGAUCAGUGUCUUGUCACGAGUGGUUUAAAAUCCACGCUCUUUAGUUUGAGAGUGUUUGUGAUUGUCUCUAAUAUGCGCAGUGGUACGAGUAUAUCUCACAUACUGUAUCAUUAUCCAAAACUUGACCUAAGCAUUCCAGCCGACGUUUCUUUGUGAAACUGAAUCACUUGCAUACAAUUUCAUUAUAUUGUUUCAUCAGAUCUGUUUAGACCAUUGCAUCAAAGCACAAAAACCAUUAUUUGUGUAGUUAUGUAUUUCUUUUGAAUGUUCGAGUGUCUUAUUCCGCUUGACCAAUCAGUGAUCAAAUCAAGUAAAAGCAUUUUAUGAUGUAAUUUGAACGAGAUGCUCGAUCUCUGUAUGUACAGUCUUGUUGUUGAAACAUAAUGGUACAGCCUGAUGCUUUUAAUUGUCUGUUAAAUCUAUGACUUUGUAUUUUUACAUAUAUUUUUAUGAAAAAUAAAUAAACCAUAAGCACGUGUGCACGUU
Ictalurus furcatus (blue catfish) is the source of this 5983-nucleotide messenger RNA. RefSeq names its product cingulin (gene cgna). Lineage: Eukaryota; Metazoa; Chordata; Actinopteri; Siluriformes; Ictaluridae. Bases 370 to 3864 code for a protein of 1164 amino acids. The transcript has 21 exons. The record is from RefSeq and is a predicted model, not a curated record. Gene Ontology annotation, cellular component: myosin complex.